This is a messenger RNA of Lachancea dasiensis, 588 nucleotides long. Lineage: Eukaryota; Fungi; Ascomycota; Saccharomycetes; Saccharomycetales; Saccharomycetaceae. The record is from the annotation of a GenBank genome assembly.
AUGUCAUCUAAAGCUGCGCCUUUCUUGGAAGCUCUCGCCUCUCGUCGUUCCGUCUACGCAUUGAAACCCGAGCUGCCAGCGGGUAUCGCUACUAAAGACGUGCAAAACAUUGUCCAGCAAAUAAUCAAAGAUACGCCAACAUGUUUCAAUUCCCAAGGUAAUAGAGCUGUCAUUCUAACAGGAGAAAGUCACAAGAAGGUAUGGGAUCAUGUGUACAAUAAGAUUCCACUUGAGAACUUCAAAAAGAGACCACUGUCGUGCAGGGAUGAGGCUUUUGGAACAGUUGUCUUUAUGGUGGACAAUGUGAAGACUAAAGAACUACAAGACAUGUUUCCAGCCUGGUCGAGUGCUUUCCCAGAUUUUGUGGCCCACUCUUCUGGUGCGGCACAGAUCUCAACUUGGUCUGCUUUAGAGCUAGUGGGGCUCGGUGGCCACUUGCAGCAUUUCAGUGACUUUGUGUCAGAAGCGCUUCCUCAAGGCGCGAUCGAAGAAGGAUGGAAGGUACAUGCUCAACUAGUAUUUGGUCUGCCCACAGCCGCGCCUGCGGAGAAGACCUACAUUGAAAACGAUGUCAAGGUAUUCGAGUAG